AUCCGGAAUAUCGUCGUUUUGAAACUGUCAAACCUGCGAGUUAGCUAGGGUUGAAAACGUAACAUUUAUCAUCAAUACCCGUAUUUACAAGAUGUCGGCUGUGAGUUUAGGCAACAGUGCGUGUGGAACAAUGCUUUGAAGUAAUGUCAAUUCAUCACGAAUUUGUUCGUUUACUAUGAGCUCCUUAUCAGCCCAGCUUCCUGCAUCAAGCUCAUCAUGCAGGACACUACCUGGAGAAGGAAAUCAGGUGCAACCCAAAGCCCCGCUGUUGCAGAUCUUGCGUGUUGCUGGAGCCCAGGAAGAAGUCUUCACACUCAAAGAGGUGAUGCACUACUUGGGUCAGUACAUCAUGGGGAAGCAGCUGUAUGACAAACAGAGGCAGCACAUAGUCCACUGCCAAGAUGACCCUUUGGGAGAGCUACUGGAAGUAGAGAGCUUCUCUGUCAAAGACCCGAGACCGGUGUAUGAAAUGCUCCAGAAGUACCUGGUGGUUCUUGGUUGUGCUGACGCUGCAGAGAAUCUUUCUGUGGGCCGUGAAUGUGUUGAGGGCGGAGUGGAGGAUCGUGGUCAGAUUUGUGGAGGUGUGGUCAAAGCAGGGCUGGAGGCUGGCAGUAAUGGGCCUCUCCUGCAGACCCCUUCCCAGAGGCGACCUCGGGAGCCAGACGAUGACUCCCUUGAAGGCCUGCCACGGUCAGCCUGCAAACGGCCCAAGCUGGAUGUCACUCUUGAUGAGUGGGACCUCUCUGGCCUGCCCUGGUGGUUUCUGGGUAAUCUCCGUAGUAACUACAGCCGUAGGAGCAACGGCUCAACUGACAUCCAUACAAACCAACUGUCUCCUGCACAGGAGGAGGACACAGCCAUUGUGUCGGACACCACAGACGACCUCUGGUUCCUGACCGAGGGUGAGAGUGAACAGGUGAGCGUGGAGAUGAAAGAGGCUGCACUGGAGGAAGGGAGCGGAGGCGAGGGAGAGGCUCCACCUGAGAUUGAUGAUGGAGGAGGAAAAGAGGAAAAGGCAGAUCGAGAGAUGCAGGAGGAGCCAGAUGAAGACUCGCAGUGUCUGAGUGAUGACACAGAUACAGAGAUCUCCACACAGGACUCGUGGCAGUGCACAGAGUGCAGGAAAUAUAACACUCCUCUCCAGAGGUACUGUGUCCGCUGCUGGGCUCUACGAAAGAACUGGUACAAAGAUGUCCCCCGACUCGCCCAUUCCCUCUCUGUCCCUGACAUACCUGCAUGCAGCUCUCUCACCACCCAUGACGAGGAAGAUGACAGUGAUACAGGCAUCGAUGUCCCGGACUGCAGCAGGACAGUGUCUGACCCUGUCAUCCUGCCUUCUCACUCCACAGCUGACCGACCUCUAUCCACUAUGGUUAUGGGCAAAGGCAAAGGGCCUCGGCACUCUGGCACUCACAAGGACGACCAGCUCUCAGGAGGGGAGAGCCAGGAAAGUCUAGGAAUGGAGGUUGAAGUUAGGCCUGAGGCACUGUUGGAGCCUUGCAAGCUCUGUCGAGUGCGACCGCGUAAUGGGAAUAUAAUACAUGGACGUACGGCUCACUUACUAACCUGCUUCCCGUGUGCAAGGAGGCUACAUAAAUUCCAGGCUCCUUGUCCGGGAUGUGGAAAGAUAAUUCAAAAAGUUAUUAAGAUAUUUAUCCUCUAAAAAGCAUACACACAUCAGUCAGGCACUCUGACCUACUCAGUAAGAAAACAAAACACAUAUUUUCAAACAUUAGACCUUACAGCUGCAUGCACUCUGGUACACAACCUCUGCCCGUAGACACACAAACACACACAACACGUGCACCUUACCUUACUUCCACAGAUAUACACCAAGUAUAGAACUUGGUUAAGCUUGCUCUUGAUUGCAUGGUUUAUUUUGCAUCACACUGCCUCUGAAGUAUUGUUAAAUAUCUAACCUUGGACAUGAGUUAAUUACACCAGAUGUUUGUUUUAGUGCCACAUAUAAAUAAGGGAUAUUAAAAGAAAAUAUUUAUUUAUUUAUGAGAAUGUCACAUAAGAUAGCAGAGUUUGUGUGGGCCCAUUAUGUAAUUAUCUUUUUUCAGAAGCCUUGUUUUUUCAGGCUGUGAAGAUUUUCUUGUUUCUUUCUACACUGCGUUUGUUGAAUUGUGCCAUCCAGGAACUAGUAUUGCUUGCCCUGGUUCUGUUAGUUUUGUUUGAUUUUCUUUUUCAGUAGGCUCACUUCAAUCCACAACUGGACAUAAAUGGACAAAUCAGCGCAGGUGGCUCUGAGAUUUGAUUUGAGUAAUGAAGACAAGAUUGAAGGAAGAACAAGUCUUAAAACCACGUUUUUGUCAUCAACAGCUGCAUUUCCAUGAAAGUAUCCUCCUAAGCUUUUCUUUUUAAAAACGUGCGCUCUCAGUAUAAGUGAAUGUACUGUAAAAUACAACUGUGGUGGCGUAAGUUGUCUCAACGAAAACAUUUUCAGAAGUAGAGUUAAAUUUAACCUGCUUGAGAAUGCACAGCUUGUGUUGACUGUGUUUUUCUCAGUAGUAUUUUGAUGUUAAUAUGUGUACAAUAUUUACAAAUUGUCACAUGUCUGAUGACAGUUCUGCCUGCAGCGAGUUAUGCCAUGAUUAUUUUAAUGUUUAAUUUAAAGAAGGUCAUUUUACUUCCCUUCCUGAAUUUAUGAUAAAUUAACAUUUCUGUAUAUUUUGUAUUUAAUUUAUUUAAGAUUGUUUUAAUUGUUCAGACGACCGCCUCCAAUGAAGCCUAAAAAAAGCUGCACUUGUUACAUUAAACAGUUCUAAUAUGUAAUUUGCAUCUAAAAUGUUUUCUAAAAGAUAUACAGAAAGUCUUUAAGGAAACAGUUACCAAAUGUACCCUCAGUGAAAAACACUGCAUAGUACUUAAUGGGUGAUGGGGGUUUGAUUUAAGCGUUACACUGCCAUGUAAUGAUUAUGAACUUUAAUUUGUAUAUUGUAGAUUUUAUUUAGAUUGUUCUUGCAUUAUUUGAUGAUUGUAUUGCUGGACCACAGUGCUAAUACUUAUUUUGAGUGAGUGUGUGAGCUGUCUAUAAAUACAGUAUGCUAUACAGAGCUAAGACAUAAGAUGUUCAGUGACGGAAGGCAUUUAAUUCUUGGCUCUGUUUUACUUAGAGGAAGCUUCAAAGAUUUUCAGUCUGCUCUUUACUUGUACUUAACCUUUCUGCCAGCAGGUGGGGAGAAGUCUCAAUAUUGUAUCUGCCCACAGAGGCUGUAUAGUACCAGUGAUAGCCUAAUACAUACAGUAUAUAGAGCAUGCCUACUCGUGACUAGAACCAGCACUGAGCUGGUGUGAGAGCUAUAUUAGCUAUAUAUAUCUAUAUUUAUAUCUAUAUAUAUAUAUAAAAUGCUACAAAAGAUUAAUGUAGCCUGUUGUAUGUAUCACCAUCAUUGUGCACCUAGAGAAACAAACUUCCUCUAUAAACAGACCUCAUAACACAGUGGCGUAUGAAUCCUGUUAUACCAGUGUUACUGGCUCAGAGUUAAUUAUUGACAUUAAAACUACAAUGUGAUCAAACAUGGUACAGUGAAUAUAGUUGUUUUUUUCUACAUGUCGUGGAAUAAAAGUUGUUUUGUAAAGCACUAAAGAGUUGGAUGUUAAUUGUU
This is a messenger RNA of Scomber scombrus (Atlantic mackerel), 3611 nucleotides long. RefSeq names its product MDM4 regulator of p53 (gene mdm4). Gene Ontology annotation, biological process: regulation of cell cycle; protein ubiquitination; negative regulation of apoptotic process. Gene Ontology annotation, cellular component: nucleus. Bases 176 to 1663 code for a protein of 495 amino acids. Gene Ontology annotation, molecular function: ubiquitin-protein transferase activity. The transcript has 12 exons. The record is from RefSeq and is a predicted model, not a curated record. Lineage: Eukaryota; Metazoa; Chordata; Actinopteri; Scombriformes; Scombridae.